AGAAGGAAAUUAUUAUUAUUAUUUUUUCUUGACAAAAAAUAAAAGGUUUUUUUUUUCUUUUUUCUUUAGCUUCCUUUGUGCCCAUUAAACAUUGAAAAUGGCAGAUUAAGAAUCAUCAUUUCCCCUCCAAAGGAAACACUCAUCAUUGCUCCCAACAAUCUUUUUCUACCUUACAAAAACCUGAGCUUCUAAGAGACAUUCCCUUCUUUCUAUUCUUCUUCAACAAUAUAAAUAUAACUAUUUUCCUAACUUUUUUUCUCCCCUCUUCUCUCAAAGUCUCAAUUUUCCUUUUAAUUAAACUUCUAAAAAAAAGAUACUUUCUUUAUGAUGGAUCCUUCUUCUACAAACUCUGUUAAUGGCUUCUACACUUUUCUAACAAGAGGGAUUGAUGAUCUUGAAAGAGUUUUUCUCUCUAAUAACUUUAUGUCUAUUCAAUUCCUUCAAAGGGUAGUUUCCCUUUUGAGAUCUUUCCAUACACAGUUAACACUUCUUGUCCAAAAACUUCAUUUGCCUGUUGGUGAGAAGUGGCUUGAUGAAUACAUGGAUGAAAGUUCCAAGCUUUGGGAAGUUUGUCAUGUUCUCAAGACUGGCAUUUCUGGAAUGGAGAAUUACUAUUCUGCUGGUUUUAAUCUCAUUUCUUCUCUUGAUAAUCAUCCCCAUCUUACCCCACAAUUAUCUAGACAGGUGAUUAGAGGAAUAACAGGGUGCAGAAGAGAAGCAAUUGGAUUAGAGGAAGAAAACAGAGCAUUAAUGGAGACAAGAAUUGAGCCACUCUCAUUAAGAUUUGAUGAAAUUGUUUCAGUAGAAUCAAAGCUUAAUGGUUUCAAUGGAUUCAGAGGAGUUCUUUAUGCAAUGAGGAAUGUUAGUUCAGUGUUGUUAAUGAUCUUACUCUAUGGAUUAGUGUAUUGCUGGCCUGAAGAAUUUUUAACAAGAGGAGUAGGAGAAUAUGAAACAGGAUGUUUGUUCUUUGGAUCAAAUUUCAUGAUCUCAAUUUCAAGAUUGCAACAGAGAAUAGCUUCUCAGAUGAAUCUGAAUUCGGGGAGGCAAUCCAUUUUGUUGUAUGAGUUUUUGAGAUCAAAAGCAGCCAUGGAUGAACUUAGAGGAGAAUUGGAAAACAAAUGUGAAACUGGGAUAAUAAGGGAAAGAAUUGAGAAUUUGAAAGGGUAUUUUGGGGUUUUGAAAUCUGGUACUGAGAAUAUUAUUGGACAAUUGGAUGAUUUUUUUGAUGAAAUUGUUGAAGGAAGGAAGAAACUUUUGGAUUUCUGCAGCCAUAGGUAGCAGGAAAAAAAAAUACAAGUAGGGAAAAUCUCUAGUUGUUGAUUGUAUCUUUUGUUGUUUUUUAAUUUUCCAUUCUCUAUAUUAAUCUUUGUUUCCUUUUAGGAUUUUCUUGGGUUUUUUAUUUUAUUUUUCUUGAUGUGUAAUUUUCUAAGCUGUUGUAGUUGGUGAGAUCUUUUGUUAGAA
This is a messenger RNA of Solanum dulcamara, 1461 nucleotides long. RefSeq lists its product as uncharacterized. The record is from RefSeq and is a predicted model, not a curated record. Lineage: Eukaryota; Viridiplantae; Streptophyta; Magnoliopsida; Solanales; Solanaceae. The coding region runs from base 325 to 1278 and encodes 317 amino acids. The transcript has 2 exons.